AUGGCGUCAAGAUUUGUGUCAUGGCUGAAAAAUAAUACAGAGAGGUCUGUUAAAUCGGGCAUAGACUUUAUACGAGGCUCGAGAUAUCCAAAAACAAGUGAGGUAUCUCCACAACCACCGGUGCGACCAAACCUAUCUCCACAACCGCAACCACCGCCACCUGUGCAACUACAACCACAACAUCAGCCAUCUCUACAGCCACAUCCGCCACCACCAGAGCAACAGUCGUCGCCGUCUCCACAACCACAACCGCCACCGCCAGAGCAACAGCCACUGCCGGCUCCACAACCACAGCCACCGCCACCACCAGAGCAACCGCCGGCGCCGUAUCCACAACCACAUCCGCCACCACCAGAACAACCGCCGCCUCCGUCUCCACAACCACAGCCACCGCUACCACCAGAGCAACAGCCGCCAUCACCAGAACUGCAACCGGAAACGGAAACACAAGUGACGCCAUCACCAUCACCAUCACCAUCACCGGAACCACAACUGCAACCACAAAGACGAACACAGCCAUCGCCAUCACCACCACCACCGCAGGGGGACCACAAAUGGCCUCGUGGAAAAGAGGCAUUACCUAAAGGACUUGUCGCCAAUAUUUCCGACCUACAAAUGCAACCCCUAUGGGGACGACGUAAAAAAGUAAAUUCUUCAACAAGCUUAUUUACUGCUGCCGUUGGUAUCAAACAAAAGGAAACAGUAGAUAAAAUGGUUACCAAGUUUUUAUCAAGUAAUUUCAGUGUCAUGCUUUUCCAUUAUGAUGGUGUUGUUGAUGCAUGGAACGAUUUAGAUUGGUCCGAUAAUGUCAUACAUGUAUCCGCAAUUAAUCAAACAAAAUGGUGGUUUGCAAAGCGGUUUUUACAUCCAGAUAUCGUGACCAAAUACAGUUAUAUUUUUCUAUGGGAUGAAGAUCUUGGAAUUGACAAUUUUGACCCUGGCCGUUAUGUGUCAAUUGUGAAAGAUGAAGGGCUUGAAAUCUCACAACCAGCACUUGAUACAAAAAAGUCAGUGGUGCAUCAUGCGAUUACUUCACGAUGGAAAAACUCAACACUUCACAGGAGGGUUAAAACUGGUGGCAACAAAAAUGGAUGUGAUUGGACUAGUCAAUACCCUCCUUGCACAGGGUGGAUAGAGUUAAUGGCUCCAGUUUUCUCUAGAGCUGCAUGGAGAUGUAUGUGGUAUAUGAUCCAGAAUGAUUUGAACCAUGCAUGGGGACUAGAUCUUAUGUUUGGUUAUUGUGCACAAGGAGAUAGAACCAAAAAUGUCGGGGUUGUGGAUGCUGAAUACAUAGUUCACUUUGGUUUCCCAACUAUCGGGGAAAGUCAAAGCAAGUUGCUGGAAAACCCUUGUAAUUCUUCUGCUACGAAUGCUAGAAUGGAAGUGAGAAAGCAUUCACAUAAUGAAUACAAGAUAUUCAAAAGUAGAUGGCAAGCCGCUGUUAAAGAGGAUAAAGAAUGGGUUGAUCCUUAUCCCGAAUCUUGGAAUUAUAGCAUAUAA
Molecule: messenger RNA, 1500 nt
Organism: Lactuca virosa
Lineage: Eukaryota; Viridiplantae; Streptophyta; Magnoliopsida; Asterales; Asteraceae
Source: the annotation of a GenBank genome assembly